Messenger RNA from Phaethon lepturus (White-tailed tropicbird), 726 nucleotides. RefSeq names its product lactation elevated protein 1-like. Gene Ontology annotation, molecular function: ATP binding; ATP hydrolysis activity. Gene Ontology annotation, cellular component: cytoplasm; mitochondrion. The annotation marks the transcript as partial. Lineage: Eukaryota; Metazoa; Chordata; Aves; Phaethontiformes; Phaethontidae. The record is from RefSeq and is a predicted model, not a curated record. The transcript has 7 exons.
AUGGGGCAGUUUGCGACUGAUUCUGCAGAACUUGCACAUACGUUUAAUAAAAGAUGGGCAUACACAGCUCAGGCAGAUGAGAAGACAGUCACUGGUACUCCUACAGACGCUAAUGCCAGAGCCUUACUGGUUUGCAAUGGACCUUUAGAACAUUAUGACUUUCUGAUUAAGCAAGAAGAGCUGAGGAAUGAUGAGCAACAAAGAAAAGUUGUGCAGCACUUGCAGAAGUUGCAUGAGAGCCUUAAAGGCUACAGCAUCAGUUCAAAAAAUCUUAUCUCAAAGCUCUUUGCAAAAAACAAACCCCCCAAAGGUCUUUAUGUCUAUGGAGAUGUUGGAACGGGAAAGACAAUGGUGAUGGACAUGUUCUAUUCUCACUUAGAAGUAGAAAGGAAGAAGAGAGUCCAUUUUCAUGGCUUCAUGCUAGACGUACACCAGAGAAUACAUCGCCUUAAGCAGAGCUUGCCAAAAAGAAAGGCAGGUUUUAUGGCCAAAUCAUAUGACCCAAUUGCACCAGUAGCAGAGGAAAUAAGUGAAGAGGCUGCUCUCUUAUGUUUUGAUGAAUUUCAGGUCACUGACAUUGCUGAUGCCAUGAUUCUGAAGCAGCUUUUUGAAAAUCUGUUCCAAAAUGGGGUUGUCGUUGUGGCAACAUCUAACAGGCCGCCAGAAGAUCUCUAUAAAAAUGGUCUUCAGAGAGCUAAUUUUGUACCAUUCAUUGCUGUGCUGAAG